Molecule: messenger RNA, 1637 nt
Organism: Leptidea sinapis
Lineage: Eukaryota; Metazoa; Arthropoda; Insecta; Lepidoptera; Pieridae
Product: UDP-glycosyltransferase UGT5-like
Exons: 4
Coding region: 63-1526 (487 amino acids)
Molecular function (GO): UDP-glycosyltransferase activity
Source: RefSeq, a predicted model, not a curated record
UAACAUUCAUUUUUACUUUAAUUAUAAAUAUUAAUUGUUUUAAAAUAUUAGUAGUUAUUCCAAUGCCAGCAAUAAGUCAUCAAUCAGUGUUUCGCCCUUUAACACAGGAUUUAGCAAAACGUGGCCAUAAAGUAACUGUAAUAACAGCAUAUCCUGCAUUUGCCAAAGAUAAUUGUCCUAAAAAUUUAAAAGAAAUAGACGUGCACGAUGUUUCGUGUAAUUUAUGGAGACAGAACAUCGUCAAUAAUUAUGAAUUCGGAAAAAGAGAAAAUAUUAUCGAUCAAUCGUAUGAUAUUCUGAAAGUGGUAACAAACACUGUUGCAUUACAGCUAAAAGUAAAAGAAAUACAAGACCUAAUAACCAAUCAUGAAAUCGAUUUUGAUUUAUUGCUCAUAGAAUCUUGUACAAGAGCUGCUUUGGUGUAUUCGGAUAUAUUUAAAGUUCCUGUGGUACAAAUUAGUUCAUUUGGGAUGUGGCUUGGUGUUGAUGAAAAUAUGGGUGCGCCAAGCCAUCCCAUUUUAUACCCAAAUACAUUUCAUCAAAUCAUGUAUAACAUGUCACUUUGGGAAAAAUUAUACGAAUUGUACAAACAUUGGUUAAUAAAAAUGAAUUUCGAUGCUAUGGAGUCGAUGGAAAUUGCCACACUUCAAAAUAUUCUUGCAAUAAAAUUACCAAAUUAUAAUGUAUUAAAAAACAACGUUGAUAUGUCAUUUAUAAACACACAUCCACUGUGGAUUGAUAACCAACCCUUACCAAUAAAUAUUAUUUCAACAUGGGGAAUGCAUAAGAAACCUCAAAAAGAAUUACCACAGGACCUUAAAACUUAUUUAGAUUCAUCAACAAGGGGAGUGAUAUACGUGAGUUUUGGAUCAAUUGCUUUAUCAUCAAAUCUGCCUCCUGAAAAGGUUGAAAUCUUUACGCGAGUUUUUGCACAACUACAAUGUGAUAUAUUGUGGAAAUGGGAGACAGAUGAGUUACCUGGGAAACCUCCAAACAUUAAGAUAUCUAAAUGGUUUCCACAGUCUGACCUGUUACAACAUCCAAAUAUUAAGCUUUUUAUUACACAAGGAGGUCUUCAAUCCUUAGAAGAAGCUAUAAAUGCUGGUGUACCUUUGAUUGGUAUACCCGUAUAUGCUGACCAGUGGUACAACGUGGAGAAGAUUGUUCAUCGCAAAAUUGGCAUACAACUAGAGUUCCCUGAGCUACAAGAAGAACAUCUUAAAAGAGCAAUUGAGACACUUUUAAAUGAUACCAGUUAUCGUCAAAAUGUCCUCAAAUUACGAAGAAUCAUGAGUGACCAGCCGCAAAAUAGCUUGGAUCGAGCUGUCUGGUGGAUAGAACACGUGGGACGCCAAGAUGGUUCCAAAUAUUUACGAGCUCCCGCAGCCAACAUGUCCUGGAUAGAGUAUUAUGACGUUCAACUUGUAUUAAUAAUGAUAACAUGCAUCGCUGUAUUAAUACUUGUGUUCAGACUAUUGUUAAAUAUGUUUUGGAGCCUUCUUACAAUAACAAUGUUUUUGGCUUGAUACAAAUAUCAUAUGUUGUUAUCAAUGACGUUUAUUUACAUAGUUUGUAAUAUGUAUUCCGUCUUAUUCAAUUCAAACUGCAAAUUUUAAUAAAAUGAAAUAUUUACAUGA